AUGUUUGGUAUCUUCUCUCGCUCUUUCAAAUCCAACAGCGGAAUAAUUUUCGAAAUUGCAGCUAAAGUGAUGUCCAACAAUGAAUCACCUGAAAAUGCAUUGAAAUUCAUGAUAUCAGGCCCCAGAGACAUGGGUCUUGCAGCCAGAAGCGCAGAGAAUAAGCCGUUUGACUUUCUUGGCGUUCUAUACGAGAGUGCUGUGGCAGGAGCUGCUGCUGGGGCAGUGGUGGAAGCUGUUUUAUAUCCGAUAGAUACCAUAAAAACUAGAUUGCAAGCAGUUAGUGGUGGGAGUCAAAUUGUUUUGAAGGGCCUCUACUCUGGAUUGGCUGGAAAUCUUGCUGGUGUUAUACCGGCGUCGGCACUAUUCGUCGGCGUAUACGAACCUACAAAGCAGAAACUGCUGAAGCUAUUUCCUGAAAACUUCUCUGCCGCGGCACACUUGGCUGCAGGUGCUGUUGGAGGAGCAGCUUCAUCUAUCGUCCGAGUACCUACUGAGGUAAUUAAACAAAGGAUUCAGACUGGCCAAUUUGCUUCGGCACCUGAAGCUGCUCGCUUGAUAGUUGCAAAAGAGGGUUUUAGAGGCCUGUAUGCGGGAUUUGGAUCCUUUCUGUUGCGAGACUUGCCUUUUGAUGCGAUUCAAUUCUGUAUUUAUGAGCAGCUUCGAAUUGGCUACAAAUUAGCUGCCAAAAGGGACUUGGAUGAUCCUGAAAAUGCAAUUAUUGGUGCUUUUGCUGGUGCAAUCACUGGUGCUAUGACAACGCCUCUUGAUGUGAUAAAAACCCGACUAAUGAUACAGGGAUCAAAAAAGCAGUACAAUGGUAUAGUUCACUGCAUGAAUACUAUUCUCAAAGAAGAAGGAAGCUCUGCUUUUCUUAGGGGGAUGGGAGCUCGGGUGGUGUGGAUAGGCAUCGGUGGUUCCAUAUUUUUCGGAGUUCUUGAGAAGUCGAAGCAGCUGCUCGCCCGCAGGCACCGUCUUAAGGAUAAUUGA
This is a messenger RNA of Striga hermonthica, 987 nucleotides long. The record is from the annotation of a GenBank genome assembly. NCBI's taxonomy places the organism in Eukaryota, Viridiplantae, Streptophyta, Magnoliopsida, Lamiales, Orobanchaceae.